Messenger RNA from Mycena citricolor, 1032 nucleotides. The record is from the annotation of a GenBank genome assembly. Lineage: Eukaryota; Fungi; Basidiomycota; Agaricomycetes; Agaricales; Mycenaceae.
GUGCCCAAUCAACUUGCCGUCAUACGAAGUGCGGCCGUUGUCGAUGGUAAAGUCGAUCCCGGUCUGCAUGAUGCCGGUCGCGCAGGUGUCGCCGUCGAUUCCGACCCAGGCCGCCGCUGCGUGGCUGCCGGAUCCGCGGGACUUGGGGGUCGGGACGGUGAAGGUGCCUUUGACGGAGGUGUACGUGCCAGCCGGGCUCUCGAGACUCGCGCCGGCCCAGUUCUGGCUGUACGCCACGUGCGAGACCGUCGUGUUGGUGAUCAGGUUCGCUGCAGCGGGGCCUUGAGAAGGAAGACGCGGGCCAGACAUCCGGCGGCGGGCCUGGCGGCUCACGAUGCUGGGGCGGCCGAGAGCGGAGCUGGCGAGCAGCAGGGAGACAAGGGCAGAAGCAAAGAUCAUCGUGCUGGUGCUUGAGGGAGAGAAGCUGGGAGGAUACCUGGAUGGGAUCUUGGAGACCAAUGGGCUCGCCGUCCAUGCUUUUUAUACACCUUCCAGGGGUCGCAGUGAGAGGCACGUCACCGUCGCCCCCAUAUGCUGCAGCACACGCACUGGUCGUGUUAUCUGUUACUUUCGCGGGUCAAGAACUCUUGAUAGACGACAGCAUCCGCGGCGGAUUCUCUUUCACGCGCCCGACCGACGUAAGGGCGCCACGCCCGCGUUGCCGAAUGACAUGCCGCCAUCUAUGAAUAGACUGGCAUCGGUGGCAGCAGACAAAAAUAGUCCAUUGUGGAGCCGUUCGAUAUGCACGAGAAGAUGGAGCAGUAUUGCAAGCCGGUGGAAGAACAAGAAGACUGAGAGUGCGAUCACGGGCCCGAGCCUUCUGGAUUAGCCUAGUGCAAACCGCUCAUGUACAAGACUCUUGUUCUUUUUUGUCAAGUCGCUGCUCACAACUUGGAGGCAUGGGCCAAGCUAGGGGCGUAGUCACAUUACGACCCAUCAGAGAGCAUGAUUGUCAGACGUAGAUUGCCAACUGAGCGAAAACGCGUGACCUCGACAAUGAUCAUGCGAUUCACUCAAGCCGCUAAGAAUUUC